GACCCCGGCCGGGUGACCCGCAGAGAUGCUACACUCUGGGAUGGAACACUGACAACAACUGUAUCGGAGACGCAGGGGAGAAAGUUAAUAAAGACUGAGUGCUUUAGGCUAGUUGAUGGAUAGAACGUUUUACUCCCUGUAGAAAGGUGAGAUAGUAGUAACCUAUAGACUACGCCUGCUCAACAGCCAACAAGAACACACAGGAGGUCCUUAGGAGCGUUAUUUCAAACAGCAGGAGACCAUGAUGGCCAAGUUGUACGGGAGGCCCAGCGAGGGGGCGGAUCUAGUCAGUUCUCUGGAGUGGAUGGAUGAUGACGUGAGCUCCCCAGACGGAGACGAGCCAAUCACAGCAAACCGCUACAGACCGGGUGGAAUGGGCCACCUGGGCAGGGAGCUGGGCAGUGAGGACAUGGAGGAGGAUGAAGAGGAAGGGGAAGAGGAGGACCAUGGAGACGGGAAUGCUCCCAAACGCAGAGGGCCCAAGAGGAAGAGGAUGACCAAGGCCCGGCAGGAGCGCUUCAAGGCACGGCGUGUGAAGGCUAACGCCCGGGAGCGCUCAAGGAUGCAUGGGCUGAACGACGCUCUGGAAAACCUGCGCAGCAUCAUGCCCUGCCACUCUAAGACCCAGAAACUGUCUAAGAUCGAGACCCUGCGGCUGGCCCGCAACUACAUAUGUGCCCUGUCUGAAGCCCUGGAGGGGGACCAGUCCACGGAGAGCAGGGCCUUUAUGGAAACCCUGUGUAAAGGCCUCUCCCAGCCUACCAGCAACCUGCUGGCUGGCUGUCUGCAGCUGGGGCCUGGGGGGCAUAUCGAGGAGAGGCCUGAAGACAGGCAAGGGGGGAGAGGAGGACCCACAAUCCUGGGAGGGGUGGGGAUGGCCGUUGGACCAAUCAGCUACUCCUCCCCCGGCCUGCCCAGCCCGCCUUACGGCACACUGGACUCCGCCCACCUACUCCACCUGAGAGGGAUGAAGGGAGGGGCUUACGAGAGCCACUCCCCUAACGACUGUAACAGUGGGGUAGGCACCCCUCCCUACGAUGGCCCCCCCACGCCCCCGCUCAGCAUUGGCAGUAACCUAGUGCUCAAGCAGGAGUCCUCGCCCCACUAUCUUCCCCCUCACCACUACCCCCCCUCCUCCAUCAGCCUGACAGGCCCCCAGGGACAGGUCUUGUACCAGAGCGCCCGCUACCAGGUGCCCCUGGAGAUGCCCUAUGAUUCAUACCGCCCUCCUCACAUGGCACCCCCACAGAUGGGCACCGUCUAUGGGGAUUAAGGCGUAGAGAGGACAGAUGGGGCAGAUGAGACUCCCCAAUAACACACUUCCCCCAACUGGCUCCAUCUUGACCAAUGACUGAGAUGUUGGGAGAAAUCUGACUUUGAUAUGAGAGACCCAUCUUAGUACUAAACACUGUGAAACCAGCCCAUCGUUGUGAACAACUGGGUAGUUACUUAGUAAAAAGUAGAAAGUGGAUUGUUGUUUACAUUUGUGUACUGUAAAGGUUAGUGCUCAACACUGUCAAAAUCAGCUCAUGAUUGACAUUAAACCGCUUGUUUGCUGUGGUUGUUUCUGAACACCAAUUAAGCUAAAAGGCACCUCACUACUUGACCAUUUCCAAGGGAUUCACAAGAGGAGUGGGUCCUAUAGGUGGAAAGGCUGACUUGAAGAAAGACCUCAGCUUGAGCACUUCUGACCAGCACUCGGAACAUGAAACACAUCAUUCACAUGCAUUUAUUUAUUCUCUAAUGUAAUAUUUAUAUGAACUGCUGUUAGUCAUUUUGUGUCUAUCCUUUAUAUAUGUGUUUGGUCUUGGCCUUCUGUCUCUGUUACAUUGUUGACGGACUCUGAUAGUGUAUCUGUUUUUUCUCUGUCCAUUUCUCCUUUGUGUUCAGUUAUUCCCUGUUACACACGGAAAAAUAUUCUCAUAUAUAUUGCUAGUAUAGCUGAGGACCAGAGAGAAAACUGCCCAUGAGGAAGUGAGAAAUGUCUGCUGUUGUAAUGACAAGAACAAAUAUCAAUUACAAAAUCUGAUCACGGUGUAACUUAUUGGAGAUAUCAUUCUGUUCAGACACUUUCUCCAUUGCCAAAUAUAAAAAAAACGCAAAAAUGUUCCUCAAGAUGAUUACCUUUGGAUUGAAUUUUUGAACAAAAACGUUAUCCAUUAAA
This is a messenger RNA of Oncorhynchus gorbuscha (pink salmon), 2164 nucleotides long. Its product is annotated as neurogenic differentiation factor 4-like. NCBI's taxonomy places the organism in Eukaryota, Metazoa, Chordata, Actinopteri, Salmoniformes, Salmonidae. The transcript has 2 exons. The record is from RefSeq and is a predicted model, not a curated record. Gene Ontology annotation, molecular function: protein dimerization activity. The coding region runs from base 242 to 1273 and encodes 343 amino acids.